AUGGCCAAGCUUCUUACAGUGUUUCAAGUGCGCAUGCUGCAACUCGUGGCCCUAGGCAAGUCAGGUGUCGUCUUCGCCAUGGGUAACGCCAAGUACCAUCAGGGUUUGUCGCCAGACACGCCCAAUGGAACGCGGCGCAAGGCUGAAUUGCUUCUGGCCUGUCGGCGCUAUGGCGUGGAUGUUGCGAGUCAUGCUUUGAAGAAGACCAUUUGGGCUCGACUCAAACCUGUGUAG
Aphanomyces invadans is the source of this 234-nucleotide messenger RNA. RefSeq lists its product as hypothetical. The record is from RefSeq and is a predicted model, not a curated record. NCBI's taxonomy places the organism in Eukaryota, Oomycota, Saprolegniomycetes, Saprolegniales, Verrucalvaceae. The transcript is spliced from 2 exons. Bases 1 to 234 code for a protein of 77 amino acids.